Molecule: messenger RNA, 1224 nt
Organism: Schistosoma mattheei
Lineage: Eukaryota; Metazoa; Platyhelminthes; Trematoda; Strigeidida; Schistosomatidae
Source: the annotation of a GenBank genome assembly
AUGAAUAACAAUAAUCAAUUAGAUAAUUCAUUGAAUGAACCAACAACUAAUUUAGAACAGAUAUCACCUAUUCCAAUAAAUUCAUUUCCAGUUGAUGGAAGAAAUGAAUGUAAUCCAAUCAAAAUAUGUAAUGAAUACUAUGAUAAUAAGAAAUUCAUCACUUCAUCUGAAUUUAUCCAUAAUAACAAUUAUCAUCUUAUGCAUAAUCCAAAUAACAAAAUCAAUAAUAAUAAUAAUAAUAGUAUCCUUGAUAAUACUACUCAUGAUAAUUUAGUAGUUAAACAAUCAUUAUUAUCUAAACAAAAUGAAAAUACAAAGAAAACAAAUCAUUUUGUUAAUUAUUUAUUAGAAAAUAAUGAAUUCAAUCAAACUAAUAUUAAUGUGAAUCAAGAUAAAAAUGAUAAUAAAAAUUUAAUAUUAUUUGACAUGAUGAAUACAUCAUUGAAUUCACCAUCUUCAUCAAUUUCAUCCAAAUCCGAUCUAGAUAAUCAUAAUAAUAAAAAUUCAAAUGAUUAUUUAUCAAGAAAAAAAUUACAACAAAAUGUUUCAUUCAAAAUACAAUCUAUUCAAGGGGGUAAGAAAGAUCGAAAUACUGAGGGUAGAUGUCCAAUAAGAGAUUGUGAUGGAACUGGGCAUGCUACUGGGUUGUAUUCAUACCACAGAAGUGUUUCUGGUUGUCCACGAAAGGAUAGAGCUAGUGUAGCAGAAUUGGCUCUUUAUCACCAAACUUUACAUUGUCCAACUCCAGGAUGUACCGGUCGAGGACAUGUUAAUAAUAAUCGUUCAUCUCAUAGAAGUUUUUCUGGUUGUCCUCUUGCAAGUCGAAAUCGAAGCAGACAAUCAAAGCGGCCAUUAUCACCGCAAAAAAUUGAAACACGUCAUAAAUCAAAUCACUUUGGAGCAAAUCAUGAAAGUAGUAAUACAUCAUUUAAUAAAAAAUUUUGCCAAUCAAAUAGUUUAAAUAGUAAAUUAAAUCCAUGUCAUUCAUCACAUUCAACAUUAUCCACAUCAUCGUUACCAUUAACUGAUUUCAUGAAACAAUCACAACAGUUUCAAGGAAUACCUUCAACAGAUUUAUUUGCAAACAUUCCUCUUGAAAAUAUGAAUCAUACUGAAUCAACAAAUUCAAAUCAUUUAAUUCAUGAAUUCUCUGAUUCGUUUUCUAAAUCAAUUUAUAACUUAUUACCUAAUCUUAUAAAUACGCCCAGUUUUCAAAUUUAUUAA